Molecule: messenger RNA, 1497 nt
Organism: Anopheles funestus (African malaria mosquito)
Lineage: Eukaryota; Metazoa; Arthropoda; Insecta; Diptera; Culicidae
Product: bcl-2-related ovarian killer protein-like
Exons: 2
Coding region: 147-962 (271 amino acids)
Biological process (GO): intrinsic apoptotic signaling pathway in response to DNA damage; extrinsic apoptotic signaling pathway in absence of ligand; regulation of apoptotic process
Cellular component (GO): mitochondrial outer membrane
Molecular function (GO): protein heterodimerization activity; protein homodimerization activity
Source: RefSeq, a predicted model, not a curated record
CAGCAAGUUGGUGGAGCAUUCCUCCUACACCGAGCGCGUGCGUGUAGUUCACAAUCACGGGAUGUCCGAUUGGGAUCGCCGUUGCUGUUGUUGUUGUUGUCCAGCAUCUUCCUGAGCUAUAGCGCGUGUGCGUGUGUGCGAUAGAGAUGUCGUCCACUUCCUCGACAGGAUUGCAACAUCAGGCGUCCCCUCGGUCACCGAUAGUGGCCGCAGCCGUUGCAGCUGCUUCCGCGAUCGGGUCCGCAUCGGUCGGUAGCAGUGCGUCCGUGGUCGGAUGGUCGAAUAAACGGAGCCCCAUUCAUCAUCUCACCACCAGCCAGGACGUUAUCAAUCAGGGGAAAUGUCUUUGCGGUGAGUACAUACGCGCACGGUUAAAACGAUCCGGCCUGCUCAACCGGAAGAUCCUGCAGCGAUUGCGCAACUCGAUGGAGCACUGUUCGGCGGUGGGUGGUGGUGUAGUGGUACGGGAAGCACUCCCCAUACUGAACGGAAUGGGCGAGGAGCUGGAACGGAUGCAUCCCCGGCUCUACACCAACGUGAGCCGACAGAUCUCGAACGAACCGUGGGGUGAGCUAACCGAACCGGACACGGUCGGCUAUCUGCUGCACGUAGUGGCGAAGGAUCUGUUCAAGAGUGGCAUUACCUGGGGCAAGGUGAUCUCAUUGUUUGCCAUCGCCGGCGGACUGGCCGUCGACUGUGUGCGGCAAGAUCAUGCAGACUACAUGCAACAGCUGAUCGAGGGCACCGCGGACGUGAUCGAGGAGGAUCUGAGCGGAUGGUUGGUAGAACGGGGCGGAUGGCUUGGUUUGCAGGAUCACGUACAUCCUCCCCAGCCGGAAAUUUCCGUCACCGGCUGGUUAAGCCUCACCGCCGUGACGCUCGUCGUGAUCUACGUCGUCUCACUGUUCCUACGGAUGAUCGGUAGCAGCUACUUCGAACCGAACCGAUCUGCAUCCAACUAGCAGCUUCAUCCCUCUAUGCUUUAAUGUUUGUUUUAGACAGAACAAAACCUGACACUAUCGCUACUACUUGCAUCAUUCCGCGCUAACAUUUCUAUCCUUCCCUAGCAGGACGAACCUUCGCUCUGUGAAAUCUCUUUAGAAUCUUCCGCCUUAGGCGUAUUGGACGACUGGAAUACUAAAUAUAAUAAUAGCUAAAGCGGGAAGAAAUAAUGAAAACACAUAUGCCAAGCAAGGCCAAAUAGGGAACCGGGGAGAUCAAAGGUGUGCGUGCAAAUAUGUUAAAGUUUGUUUAGUUUUAGUUAUGCUUAGUUUUUUUAUGUAUGUAUGUACGCCACUGUUUCCUAUUUAAUUCGCAUUGUGUUUUCUCCCCAUUAUAAUUUGUUUUGUUGUCGUCUGAGCUUGUGAGCAAUAUCUCCCAUAUAUACAAUCUGUAGGCUAUAUACACGUAUGUACGCACGAAGGGCGUAAAAUGCAAUAAAUAUACAAAAACUAUUGGUUUACUGCUAAACGUCUAACGUGAAAGCAGUGAUUGUUA